UUUUCAUUUCCCUAAAUAUACGGCACAUCAACUCAUGUGCGGCAUUAUUUUAACCAGUUAUAAGCAUAUACAUUGCUAGAUUGAUUUAAUAUGGAUAGAGAAUUGUGGUCAAGCAGGUCAUUUCGCGCAAAUCGCAACAGAUUGGAUUUUAUAUUUUGUCAAAUAAUUUUUGUACUCUGUCUCAAAUGUUGUGAUUGCAUUUCGCAUGAAACGGAAGCAGCAAUGCGAGACUUUAGCAAAUUACGGUUAGAGCAGCGUUCCCCUACCGUCGCCACCACAAUUCUGUCCACGGAGAAGGAUAUUCGACACCGAAACUCUCCUUCGUCCUACCAUGAACAGACUGUUGCAGCAACUGACGACAUGAGUGUGGCAUUUAAACCCAGCUACCCCGACGUAAACAGUAAUUCUCAAUCUUCCGAUGAGAUCGGAUUCAAUAGCCCGUCACACAGACACCAAUCCGACAAUAAUCUCGAAAAUUCACAUAGCGAUGGCGGCAGUAAUCCUGAAGAUUAUCCAGAACCAGGAGUGGGCGGGUUUUUUCCUCCACUACCAUCGCAAAAUCCGAGCUUUGCUAAUCGGCCAUUGAUUGGCGGACCAGGGCCUGAGGAGGACAUCUCUUCCGUCGGAAUGAGUGUGGGACCCGCCGGGUACUCUUCCGAACACAGUAAGCCACACGGAAACAAGAACAAUAGAAGGCCUGAGAUGUCCAGUAGCAAUCCUGACGACGAUUCCGACGACCAAGAAGAUAUUCAGUUUAUUCCUGUUCCUCCUUCGCGUGAUUUUCUCACUGGAAUUGAGCAUGGCGAUGAUGGUGGUUUGGAGAGAGGAUAUGGAGGGUUGUUUGAUGGAGAUACAAACGAUGCAGACGGGACUGAUGAGAAUGAACAAAAUCCCGAGGCUGGUUAUUUCAGCGAUGACGGAGACCGAGGAUAUGGACCACAACAUCAACAAUCUCAUCAGAACGAAGGUCCAGAUUCAGAUGAUUCCAUUGGGGACGAUAGCGGCAGAGGAUACGGCAGCUCGGGUGGACCAAGUGGUAGCAGAAGUGGUGCGUCGGGAAGCAAUAAUCGAUACAAUCUCUACGAUUAUGGAGACUACUAAAGUUGAUUCAAGUACGUUCUAGAUAUGCUGUUAGCCCGUUCUUGUUAUUAUAUGUACAUACACGAAUACCACUUGUUUUUGUUAAUUUUUUCAUGUAAAAAAUAAAUGAAUGAAAAUUA
This is a messenger RNA of Folsomia candida, 1220 nucleotides long. RefSeq lists its product as uncharacterized. The record is from RefSeq and is a predicted model, not a curated record. Lineage: Eukaryota; Metazoa; Arthropoda; Collembola; Entomobryomorpha; Isotomidae. The coding region runs from base 91 to 1101 and encodes 336 amino acids. The transcript has 3 exons.